AUGGCGUCGCCGGAGUCGUACCGAGAACGUGAAUCAGAGAAUAGUAAUAAUAUUCAAGAGGAUACGAGCAAAAAGUCCGGCCCGAUAUCUUUUGGUUUUAGUAAAACACUUGCCAAGACUAAAUCCGUUAAGGCAGCGGAGAAAGAUUAUUUAGUUGAGGUCGAAGGGAAAGAAUUAAAAGGGACCAAACCGGUGGAGAAACCGAAAGAGCUGAUCAUCCCGCUUAUACAUAAGAACCGCUGGUACCGGGAGGAUGCUGAGCGAGGGGACAAGAGCAGCAAGGAGGAGAGCACAGAUCCGUCACAGGAGGACACGGUCGAGUCCCAGGCUGUCAAAGAACUCAUCGAAGAGUCUCAAAAGCAGCAGGAGAUAUGGAAGAACGGCCCGCAGACUGAUCCAAACAUUGCCAUUCCUCUUCUCAUGCAGAACCAGGCCCCGCAGGGCUUUGAAGAUGGAGACAAAGUCAACGUUGAGUUGCGCCCAGAGUCGUCCACAGAGGCGGACUAUGACCGUGUUCCCGUGGAGGCUUAUGGGAUGGCGAUGUUGAAAGGAAUGGGCUGGAAGGAAGGAGUGGGAAUUGGACGCACGUUUAAACAAGAUGUGAAGCCCAUAGAGCACCAGUUAAGGCCUAAAGGAAUGGGUUUAGGUGCCGAUCGCUCUGCCAUUAAGGAUCUGGAGCCCGGGCGUCCCAAACGCCCCCCUAAACCUGGUGAUGAGAAGGGGAAUGAGGAGGAAGCUCUGGUUCUGGGGCCUGGAGGAUAUGUGCUGGUCCUGGCAGGAGCACAUAAAGAUCUGUAUGGGAAGAUAGAUGGAGUGGAUCCUGAUAACGCCAGAGUUGUUGUCAAACUUGCCAUUGGAGGAAAGACUGUGACCAUCAUUCAGCACUCGAUAAAACUGGUCACACGCAAGGAGUAUGAAAAAUACAGCAGAGACAUUAGUCGCCUUAGCAAAGCCCACAAAGACAAGGAGAAAGAGAGAGAACGGGAACAGCAGAGAGAGCGAGAGCAGGGGAUAAAUGGCAAAGAUGAAAGAGGAAAAACAGACAGAGGGACAGACAGAGAUCGAGAUCAGAGGAAAAGAAAACACAAAGAAUCAGAAACAGACAGAGAGAAACCCCCCCCUCCAAAGGAGUCCCGGCCCUCUCCUCCAGCCCCCACAUGGCUCCAAAGAGACCUCCGUGUGCGUUUCAUAGACAAAGCAUUUAAAGGAGGCAAAUACUACAACUCAAAGAUGACAAUUGAGGAUGUUCUAACACCCUACACCUGUGUGUGUCGUACAGAAGAAGGAAGGCUGCUAGACGAUAUUAGACAGAAGAUGCUGGAGACCAUGGUGCCCAAGAAUGACUCGGACUCCAUUAUGGUGGUAGUUGGGGAGCACAAAGGACAGGUGGGCCGCAUCCUGAAGAAAGAGCGAGAGAAGUGUAGAGCCAUGGUUCAGCUGGAGCGUUACGAGGAGCGGGUGUUUACUUAUGACUAUGACGCCAUCUGUCAUUAUGUGGGCGGAACAGAACACUGAGCAGCCAAUGGGAUGACACAACACACCUCUCAUCUCCAGCCCUGUCCGAGUGGUGAUUUGCUGUUUUUGUAGUGACCAACAUAUCAUAUACCUUCACUGUUUUAAUACAACCAAGACCUAAUUUAUUUUGUUAGUUGUGGUGCUGUUUUUAAUGCAAGUUUAGACCUAAAAGGGGAAUUCCUUUGUGGUAUAGAGAUGAAAUAAAAUUUCAAUAAUUGAAAACCAUGUUCUAGAAACGAUCUCUCCUAAGUAAAGACAAUCUUAUAUUGCCAAACUUCGUUUUGCAUAGUCUUUAAUAUGAUCAAUGCAGGUCAUGCCAUUUUUCUGUGUAGUGGUAUAAUGAACACGGGUUAUUCUUGUUACUUCAGCAUUUGCUACUGACCUGAGAAAUAUAUUGGUCUUUUUUGACCUGUUGUUUUUAUGAAAAAGAAUAUCAUACUGUCCAGACUUUCACUUGUGAUUGUAUUUGGGUUUUUAUAGAGAAAAU
Triplophysa dalaica is the source of this 2002-nucleotide messenger RNA. It is a transcript of the gene gpkow, whose product is annotated as G patch domain and KOW motifs. The transcript has 11 exons. Gene Ontology annotation, molecular function: nucleic acid binding. Gene Ontology annotation, biological process: mRNA splicing, via spliceosome. Bases 1 to 1515 code for a protein of 504 amino acids. The record is from RefSeq and is a predicted model, not a curated record. Lineage: Eukaryota; Metazoa; Chordata; Actinopteri; Cypriniformes; Nemacheilidae. Gene Ontology annotation, cellular component: spliceosomal complex.